UGAAAAUGAAAAUCGUGCAGCUGAAAAUUCUUCAUUAAGGAUCGACAUCAUUGACAGGAUUAAGAAUAUUCUAAAUGCCCAUAAUCCUUUUGUUCAUAAUCUUCGCCAUCUUGCACAACGUACGGACAUACACGAAUGCAAGUUUGUCAUCAAAGAGCAACCUGCUAAUAAUCGUCAAUACUCAAUGCCUUCAGCAUCCCAAGUGGCAGCCGUCGUCGUUGGAGGGGAUGACAUGGCUAACCUAAAAGAGAGAGAUAUUAUGAUAGAGUCUAUCAAUGGGCAACUGAUGUAUAUCAAAGAUACGGCCGGUUAUUACGACCCACUACAAUAUCCUCUAUUAUUUCCUUAUGGCUCUUAUGGUUGGGAUUUAAACAGUUGUACUACUACUGGCAGGAAGCUGACAUGCCGAGAAUUCUAUGCAUAUAUGUUUCAGAUGCGACAACAUCUUGAUUCUCUACUAUUAAGAGGUGGUCGUCUACUCCAGCAAUAUGUUGUUGAUAACUGUGUCAAAAUGCAAGCAUCCAAGCUGAGAUGGAUUGCACUCAAUCAAGACAAGGUACGUGCUGAUUUGUACAAGGGCUUAGAGGAUUCUCUAAAUGCUGGAGAGCAUAACACAGAGAAGGUUGGUCGAAGGACGAUACUACCAUCUUCAUUCGUAGGAAGCCCACGAGAUAUGCACCAGAGGUACCAAGAUGCCAUGGCCUUGGUACAGAAGUUUGGCAAGCCGGACAUAAUUCUGACAAUGACAUGCAAUCCAUCUUGGUCGGAAAUACAAGCAGAACUAUUGCCUGGACAAGUUCCAAAUGAUCGGCCAGAUCUACUUACAAGGGUGUUUCAUGCUAAAUUUGAAGAGUUAAAAAAAGAUGUUCUAGAAAGGGGAAUCCUUGGAAAGGUGGUUGCUUAUGUAUAUGUAGUUGAAUUCCAAAAGAGGGGUCUUCCGCAUGUACAUAUGUUGUUGAUCCUCGAACAAACUGACAAGCUAACCACUCCGGAUGACUACGAUAUAAUUGUCAGAGCAGAAAUUCCAGAUGAACAACGAGAACCAGAGUUGUACAAAAAAGUUCUUAAACACAUGAUUCACGGUCCAUGUGGUGUUCACAACAGGGAUUCCCCAUGCAUGAAACAAGGGGGAUGUAAAAAAGGAUUCCCAAAGUCAUUUACUAAUGCAACAAUGCAGGGAAAUGACUCAUAUCCUCUAUAUCGUCGCCGAGAAGAUCGUCCACCUGUACCAUUGCGUCAAAAUUCUCGGAUAAAAGUAGACAACCGAUGGGUAGUUCCCUACAAUCCAUUUUUGCUCUUGAAGUACGACUGUCACGUCAAUUUAGAGAUAUGCAGCAGCAUUAAGUGUGUCAAAUAUCUCUAUAAAUAUAUACAUAAGGGUUCAGAUAGAGUAUCCAUGGAAGUUAAGAAUGGUGAUGAGAUUGCACAAUACGUGGAUGCGAGAUGGAUUUGUGCACCCGAAGCUUUUUGGAAAAUCUACAAAUUCCCAUUAACUCGAAUGUAUCCAUCUGUUGAUCGUUUGCAAGUGCAUUUGCCAAACAUGCAUCAAGUGAGAUUCGAAGAGAACUGCCUAAUUUCAGACGUAUUAGAAGACCCAAGAAACUCCAGAACGAUGCUGACUCAGUUCUUUAAGAUAAAUGAAAUUGAUCCAGGUGCAAGAAGAUUUCUUUAUAGAGAAUUUCCAGAGCAUUACAGGUGGAUUAAGUCUAGGUGUGAGUGGCAGAUUAGGAGAAGUAAUCAGCGAGUUAUUGGUCGAUUGUAUGUAGCUUCUCCACUUGAAGGAGAGAGAUUUUACAUGAGAUUAUUGCUCAACCACGUGCGAGGUCCCCAAUCAUUUGAACAUCUGAGAACGGUCAAUGGUGUCACACAACCGACAUUCAGAGCUGCUGCGGAAUCCCUUGGUCUAAUUGAGAGUGAUGAAAGCAUCCGUCAGUGUCUUUUAGAAGCGUCUUUUGUAAGAAUGCCAUCAUCAUUACGAAGAUUAUUCGCAACCAUCUUGGUAUACUGCCAACCCACUGGAUUACGUGCCCUAUGGGAUGAGUUCUUCACAUACAUGGUUGAGGAUUAUCCAUCUUCAAGCACAACAACUAACAAUGGUGUUCUCACUCACAAGCUUUUGCAGGAUUUAGAUCGUUUAUUACGACCGCUAAGAAAAAGAAUUUCUGACUUCACAGAGUUGCCAAGUUUACCUGAAAGUACUGAGGACAUCGAUGAUCUUCCAGCAAUCAUGGAGGAGUACUUUUCUGUGCCAGUACCGGAAGAAGACUUAACGUGUGUUGACACUCUUAAUAGCGAUCAACAACUUGCGUACAACACAAUUAUGGAUGCUGUGAUUUCAAAAACUGGUGGAGCUUUUUUCGUUGAUGGUCCAGGAGGUACAGGCAAGACAUUCUUAUACAGAGCACUCUUAGCAACCGUAAAAGGAAGAGGUGAAAUUGCUGUUCCGACGGCAACAUCUGGAAUUGCAGCGACGUUGUUGCAUCAGGGAAGAACAUCACACUCAACUUUUCAGCUUCCACUGCAACCUGAUAACAACUCAACUUGCUCAUUCACCAAGCGUUCUAAAACUGCCACUUUACUAAAGCACUCUUCCAUAAUUAUAUGGGAUGAGGCUCCAAUGACACAUAUAUAUCAUUUUGAAGCCGUUGAUCGUUCACUGAAAGACUUAAUGGAAAACGACUUACCAUUUGGAGGAAAAAUUAUUGUGUUUGGUGGUGAUUUUAGACAAGUGUUACCAGUGGUUCGAAACGGAACAAGAGCUCAAAUGAUCGAUGCGUCAUUUGUUAAGUCCCCUAUUUGGAGACACGUCAGUAUUUUGCAUUUGAGAGAAAAUAUGAGAUCAAGAAAUGAUAGCGCAUUUGCUACUCGAUUGCUCUCAAUUGGCAACGGGGAUGAACCAACCGUGUCAGAUCACAUGAUAAAACUGCCGAACCAUAUGGUAAUACCAUCAUCAACUGAUGAUGUCUCAAUCGAAAUGUUGAUUGACCAGGUUUUUCCAAAUCUAAGUCAACAUGUGGGAGAAGGAAAGUAUAUGGUUGAAAGGGCCAUCAUCACACCCCUCAACGAAGAUGCUGACAAGAUUAAUGAUAAGGUUGUUGAGAAAUUUCUUGGAGAAGGAAAAACAUACUAUUCGAUUGAUUCUGUUCCCGAGGAUAGGAGAAAUUUGUAUCAGCAAGAGUUUCUAAAUUCAAUUUCAGCUUCGGGAUUGCCUCCGCAUGCUCUCACUUUGAAACCUGGUGUACCCUUAAUGCUGUUGAGAAACAUCGAUCCUAAGAAUGGGCUUUGCAAUGGAACACGAUUGCUUUGUCGUGGACUAAAGGAUCAUUUUAUAGAUGCUGAGAUUUUAACAGGGCAUUCUAGGGGAAGUAGAGUUUUCCUGCCCAGAAUUCCAUUAAAGAGUGCUGAAGAUAUAAAAUUGCCAUUUGAGCUGGUUAGAAAGCAAUUUCCAGUGAAGGUUAGUUUUGCCUUGACAAUAAACAAGUCUCAGGGGCAAACUAUACCCAAUGUUGGCAUCUACCUACCAGAUCAUGUAUUCAGCCACAGGCAACUCUAUGUGGCAUUAUCACGCGGAACCUCAGAGAACACAACAAAGAUUGUGGUAAAAAAAGGAAAUGUACAAGGACAUCAAGGGGUAUUUACAAAGAAUAUUAUAUAUAAAGAAGUUUUAUUGCCUUCUGAAUAG
Molecule: messenger RNA, 3682 nt
Organism: Beta vulgaris subsp. vulgaris (sugar beet)
Lineage: Eukaryota; Viridiplantae; Streptophyta; Magnoliopsida; Caryophyllales; Amaranthaceae
Exons: 3
Coding region: 185-3682 (1165 amino acids)
Biological process (GO): telomere maintenance; DNA repair
Molecular function (GO): DNA helicase activity
Source: RefSeq, a predicted model, not a curated record